GGAAUUUUUUACUUUUGGCGCACAUGACCUCUGAAAUCAAUUGAUGCUCAGGUUUACUCAUUCUUUAUCUUGUUAAUCUGUGAUUUGAUAUAUUCCAAACAAUGCAGUAGAAGUGUCAGGGGAUAUUCCUUGCCCCUUACUACAUCGGCAAUUUAGUAGGGGACUCGUGGGAAAGAGCUCCGAUAGCGACAUCCAGACAGGAAUGGCGGCCCUACACAGGGAAGCGAUACAAAAACAAAUUCAACAAGAUUGGGCUAACCGUGAAUAUAUAGAAGUUAUCACUGGCAGUAUUAAGAAGAUUACAGACUUCCUUAAUUCUUUCGAUAUGUCUUGUAGAUCGAGGAUAGCAGUCCUCAAUGAAAAGUUGACAACUCUCGAACGAAGAAUUGAAUAUCUUGAAGCAUGCGUCACGAAAGGCGAGACAUUGACAUAAUACUUUUAAGCAUAAUAUAAAUGUCCUUUUUACACUCCUUUUUAUUUCCUGUAUUAGAACCAGAAUAAAUACAUGAUAAAAGC
Molecule: messenger RNA, 516 nt
Organism: Pogonomyrmex barbatus (red harvester ant)
Lineage: Eukaryota; Metazoa; Arthropoda; Insecta; Hymenoptera; Formicidae
Gene: HSPC300
Product: hematopoietic stem/progenitor cell protein 300
Biological process (GO): actin filament organization; regulation of actin polymerization or depolymerization; cell motility
Cellular component (GO): SCAR complex
Molecular function (GO): protein-containing complex binding
Source: RefSeq, a predicted model, not a curated record